Polychytrium aggregatum is the source of this 1203-nucleotide messenger RNA. RefSeq names its product Alpha/Beta hydrolase protein. The record is from RefSeq and is a predicted model, not a curated record. Lineage: Eukaryota; Fungi; Chytridiomycota; Chytridiomycetes; Polychytriales. The transcript is spliced from 6 exons. The coding region runs from base 1 to 1203 and encodes 400 amino acids.
AUGUCGCUCGCCACCCAGACAUCGACCCCGGCCGAACCGUCCUCGGCCACUCCCAAGCCGUACCCCGGCGCACAGUGGUCGUCGCUGUUUCUUCCCCAGACCACUCGAGCGGCCUUGGCCAUCGAAGCCGAGAAAAACCUGCUCCGCCAUGGUUCGAUCUACACCCAAACGACCGAGAUGGAGGUCGAGCACAAGCAGGUCCAGAUCAACGAGAGCGACUACAUCAACACCCUCAUCAUGCGGCCCAAGGCCAAGGUCAGUCCCGGUCCCGGCUCCGGUCCCGACUCGACACUCCCACCGGGCCCAAAGCGGGUCCUGGUUAUGGCUCACGGCUACGGCGCCGGCCUGGGAUUCUUCUACCGGAACUAUGCCGCCCUCAAGGUGCUGCAGGGUUGGGAAAUCUACUCGAUCGACUGGCUCGGCAUGGCCAACAGCAGCCGCGCCCGGCAGCUGCCCCGGAUCGACCGAAACCAGUCGGUCCUCGAAGCCACUCAGCAGACCGAAGACUACUUUGUCGAGAGCCUGGAAGAGUGGCGCACGGCAACCGGCAUCGACGAGAUGACCCUGAUGGGACACAGUCUCGGCGGCUAUUUGUCAACAUGCUAUGCCAUCAAGUACCCCAAGCGAGUCAACAAGCUGAUCCUGGUGUCACCUGCCGGAGUCGGCAAGCAACCUCCGGAGACGGUCCAACCUCGUCGUAGCCUAUUGUUCACCGUUGCCAGAUGGCUGUGGGAAGGCAGUGUGACUCCUCAGCAGCUCAUCCGGACGCUCGGUCCAUUCGGAACGAACCUCGUAUCGAACUAUGCCAACCGAAGAUUCGAGUACCUUGUCGAGCAGGAGAAAACCGACCUGACAAACUACAUCCACUCCAUCAGCGUCCUGCCUGGAUGCGGCGAGCAUGUCUUGUCGAGGAUUUUGGCGCCUGGAGCAUGGGCUCGAGUUCCCCUGCACGAUCGCAUCUCCAAGCUCUCGAUGCCCACGACGUUCAUCUACGGCGACGACGACUGGAUGGACUACAAGGCCGGCAUCGAGGCCGCCAAGACCAUGUCGGUGCCCGUCCGAGUCGCCACCCUCCGCGAUGCCGGCCACCAACUGUACCUGGACCAACCCGAGACCUUCAACCGCUAUCUGAUCUCGGAGCUGACGGAUGCGAGCGCGAAUCUCAACUUCGCCGAUGCCACCCACCACUAUGUUUCCGAGUGA